Molecule: messenger RNA, 1453 nt
Organism: Diabrotica balteata
Lineage: Eukaryota; Metazoa; Arthropoda; Insecta; Coleoptera; Chrysomelidae
Source: the annotation of a GenBank genome assembly
AUAGAGGUUAGGGUUAGGGAUGAAAUUUUUUUAUUUUAGUUAAAAAUUUUGUACAAUUUGUAUAUAAAGCGAUGGAUAAUCUAACUAAUUUGUGUCGAUUUUGUCUACAUUCGAAUGAAAAGAAUUUACUUAUAGAAGGACGUUUUAGGGAGAGGAUAUUAAACAUUGGAUUGAAUAUACCAGAAAAUCCCAAGAUACCUUCAAUAAUAUGUUUAAGUUGUGUAGAUUUCAUUAAUAAAAUAUAUUCAUUUAUUGAAACAGCUCAUAACUCAGAAAAGGUUUUACAAAAACUUUUUUGUGAAAAUAAUUCUGAAGAUGUCAAACAGGAUCCAAUAAAUGAUGUACCUUGUAAAGCAAAUUUAUGAAAUAGAAAGUGAUAGCAAUAUCAGUUCUAGAAAUAUACAAAUCCAAUCAUCUCCAGUUAUAUUUCAAAAGAAUGAAAAAUCAUCUGUAGAAGCUAAAGAUAUCCAUCAGGAGGAUUCUAGUGAUAAUUGUGAUGAAAUUUUAUCAAUAAGAUCUGGAAGUACAGCAUUGCAAGCGGUGGAGUUACACAAUGACAGAUUUAUAUACCAAUGCGAUAUAUGCCGCCAAAAAUUUGAUGUCUUUUUUGAUUAUCAAGAUCAUCAGGAAUCCCAUAAUGGAGAGUUUGUUUUUUGUUGUUCUAAAUGCAAUGAGGUGUUUGCUAAUAGAACAGAUCUUGUUGAGCAUGAGUAUAAUCAUAGAAUAGGAUGUCCAAUUUGCCAGAAACUAGUGUUGCCUAAAAGUUUGGAUGCACAUAUGAAGAAACACUCCGAUGUUUUUAAGUGCAAUAUGUGCGACUCUCGGCAUUCUUCAAAAGCAGCUAUGGAAAAACACAUAAAAGCGCGGCAUGAAGGCUUAAAGGGAUACAUCUGCCAUAUAUGUGGAAAACAGAAUAGUUGUCAAACGUCCAUGACUCGCCAUCUAGCAUCUCAUCUUCAAAACAAACCAUAUACAUGCAAUUUCUGCAGCUUUGCAACGAAAUUGAAAACGCUUUUGAAAGUACAUACAUCUAGGAAACAUUCCUCUGAAAAAUGCAUGUGUGACAUAUGCGAAAACUGGUUUAAAUCAAAAUUUAGUUUGAAACGGCACCAAAAACGUAUGCACCAUCCUAAAAAGUACCGUUGCAAUCACUGUGGAAAGCAAUUUCGUGAAAAAUUUAAUUUGACUCAACACGUACAAAGUAAACAUUCCAAACAACGUGUAUAUGAGUGUAAAAUUUGUCAUCAGGAGUUUUAUACCACGCAACAUUUGAAAGACCACAUGCACACUCACCGAAGCGGCUGCGUCAGUUGUCCGAAGUGUAGGAAAGUUUUUGCGUACAAGAAAUAUUUGGAGAAACAUAUGAUCAAAUGUACUGAUGCGAAGAAUAAGAAGGAAAAUGUUGAUAUUUCUGUGAUAAAAAAUGAAAAUGAUUAAAUAUAAUAUAUUUUAU